Molecule: messenger RNA, 4883 nt
Organism: Conger conger (European conger)
Lineage: Eukaryota; Metazoa; Chordata; Actinopteri; Anguilliformes; Congridae
Gene: zfand5a
Product: zinc finger, AN1-type domain 5a
Exons: 6
Coding region: 324-1073 (249 amino acids)
Molecular function (GO): zinc ion binding; DNA binding
Source: RefSeq, a predicted model, not a curated record
CUUAAAAACCAGACGGCAGCUAGCCUUGUUUUACUUGAUUUAACAUAAUCGAAGCACGAAGAAGACAGGAAUACCGAAAAUGGAAAUAACCAGGCAACACGGGGGUGGGUGAGAUUUUGGUAGCAAAAGACGCAUUUCCUUCCCCAAAGUAAGAACCAACAUGAGUAGAUUGGUUAUCUUGAGCCUGUUCAGGACAAAGAGCAGACAGCUUUUGAUGAGAAGUCUCAACUUGCCAUCAUCGCCAGCAAACAAACGUGACCCCGCAGAGGUGUGGAGAAAAACAAGGAUAUGAAAAAGUAGACCGAAGUGAACCGUGUGUAGCCAUGGCCCAAGAGACAAACCAGAGCCCGGUGCCCAUGCUGUGUGCCACUGGCUGCGGUUUCUACGGCAACCCCAGGACGAAUGGCAUGUGCUCGGUCUGCUACAAGGAGCACCUGACGAGACAGCAGAACAGUGGGAGAGCUAGCCCCAUGAGUCCAGUUGGUUCUAUGAUUGGUCCUCUGGGUCUGGCAGGUUCUAUGAUUGGUCCUCUGGGUCUGGCAGGUUCUGUGAUUGGUCCUCUGGCUGUGGCCGGCGCGGGCUCAGGCAGCGUCUCCAGCAGUCCAUCCUCAGAAGUUUCCAGCAUGCAGAGACUAGAGGCCAGCCGAAACGAGGCCGACACCUCGCCGACCAGCUCGUCUGACCCAGCCAGAAGUUUGGCGGCCGCCUCCCUCCCAGUGACGCAGCAGAUGACAGAAAUGAGCAUUUCCCGGGAGGACAAAGCUGCGUCGCCGAAAUCGGAGCCGACCGAGCCAGUUGUCACCCAGCCCACAGCCUCGGCGUCCCGCCCCAGCGACCCCGGCAGUGAGGACCCCAAGCCCCCCGAAGCCCCCAAAGCCAAGAAGAACAGGUGCUCCAUGUGCCGGAAGAAGGUUGGCCUCACAGGGUUCGACUGUCGCUGCGGCAACCUCUUCUGCGGACUGCACCGGUACUCGGACAAGCACAACUGCCCGUACGACUACAAAGCCGAGGCCGCCGCCAAGAUCAGGAAAGAGAACCCGGUGGUGGUGGCCGAUAAGAUCCAGAGAAUAUAACGCGGCCUCGCGCGUGCGACCUUCCACCCGAACACUGGCACGUGGCGUUAAAAUGGACUCCUUUCGUUUGUUUUCGGUUUUUUUAUUACAAUCUCGGAGAGAGAAAAAAAAACCCUAUCCAGAGCUGAUGCAUGAACGAUCACAUUUCUUCUUCUCCUCCUUAUUUUUCCUCCCCUUUCUAUCUGUGGUGUGUGUUUUAUUUAAGCAAAAAAAGAAUAAUAAUAAUAAUAAAAAAGAAAUAAUAGUACUAGCGUACAGACCCCGGCAUCUUUUCAGGAAAAUCUCAGUAAUUACCUCUUCUAACCCCCUACCCCCCCAAAAAAAGUCCUCCUUCACUUUGAAUUGGUUAUAUAUCUGUGCCAAAAAGAGAAAGUUAAAAAAGAAAAAAAAAAUGUAGGCACGCUUUUGUUUUAUGGCAAGCAGAAAAGGACUGUUUCAGACUGAAAGUCGUUUAUUUCCUUUCUACACAGUUGAAGUUUAAGCAUCCAGAUAAAAGCUGGAGUUCUGAGAUGAGACAGUGACCUCCUGACCGGUUUUGAAGCUGGUUUGAGCCGGUUUCUGAACAUUGAAUGCAGUGUGGGGGGGGCUGUCUUAUCAGAGCUGCGAAUGGGUGUUACUUUUCAAAAUAUAGAAAUUGUGAUUUGUGCAGGAUGCUACGUUCUUAUAAGUGCUGAAUUCACGGUAUUGUCCUGUGUUUUGUGUGUGUUUACCUGUUCUUUUUGCCUUGUUACCUCUCCAUGGACAGUUACUGUCAGUUUGCCCCAGUGAUGCCUGUCUAUAUGGUAGCUGCAGUGAUCUGUAUAUGGGGGGGGGGGGGGGGACGACAAGGAACUGGUAGAGGUAAAAUGCCACCACUUUUUCUAUCAUGCAACUGCCUACAGGUCUGUAGAAUCUCAGUAUCUGAAUUUUGUGUAACAAUUUAGGUUUUUAAAAAAUGGUGGGUGCGUACCUGCUGUGUUGCCUAACGUGGCGUUUCUUUGUGAGCAACGUAGCGGAAUUCCUGUGCUGCGUCGUUGCUCGGCUACAGCUGUGUUCUCACAGGUGGCUGAUGGGAAACCGAGGCUGAAGUGUUGCUUCGACUUUAAAAAAAUAAUAAAGUUUUAAAUACGGUGCACAUAGGCUAAAAGAUUUAUCAGAAAGCUUUUCUAGGAGGAGCAUGACCACCUCAGACAAAUUAAAUAGCAUGUCGAUGCAACAGGUGAUCUUGGAGAUGCUGUCAUUUAUUCAAGUGUUUAUCAACAAAAAAAAAGAAAAUGGUGGAAAUUCAGAAAUUGCAUACCAGAGUAUAAAGUAGCAGAAUUUACCUAGCGAAAUGCAGCUCUGUUUGCUUCGAGUUUUGAUGACUACUUUGCAUUGGUUACGAUAGAAUUUCUGUAGCCUAUGUUUCGAUCUAAUAUGGCGGUCAUAGCUUUUCGCCUGCGGGUACAUAGACUGGCUUUGACAGUUGCCCCAUAGACCCCUACAGUCCUGUUGGAUCUAACAAGGGACUUGUGUUUUUUUGUGUGGGUGCUGGUCAGAUUAAUGUAGUGCAGAACGAAAUGGAAACCAGGCUUCAGCCUGAUUCAUGCUUGACCCGGCAGCUUCCGAUUGGAGGCACCGCACGGUACUGCCCAGAGACUUCGUAUAGUGUUAGCCUAAUUGUUUCAGUCUGUUCCGGACAACAGCGUUAUAGAGACGGUAAAAUAGCUUUGUUUGACAAUGCGGAUCAAUACUGAGCACGUUACAAGAUUUUUGGCGACGCCAAUCUGCCGGAUGAAGCGUGAAUCAGGCGUUAAUAACCCGAGGUUCCUGCGCAGCCUGUUUUUUUCUGAAUAAGGUCCGGUUGAUGAAUUGAGUGUAGCCGUUUCUUUGUGGGGUUUUUUUUGUUUGUUUGUUUGUUUUUCGGUUGCUGGAUUGAGCCUGAGAGGACUGAAGAUUUCUCCUGAGUUUUGUUCUGAAACGCAUUCGUGCAAAAUGUGAAUCCUCGACGCCGGCCCCGGCGUCUCUGUUUCCUCACCGUGGACGCACAAGGAAUACCGGCGCUCGGAAAUGCGGGAAGUGACGGCAGCGGUCGUCGGUUUUCCCGAAUGUGUGUGUCUCCACCGCGCCGGGCCUGCGGUCGAGGGAACUCCCAAGUCGAGCAGGCUGAGGUGACGCGCCCUUGUCAGGAUAUGGAUUACCGUUUGGCUUCUUCCUUCCCAGCGCCCUCUGCUGCAAUCCGUUUUACUUCGGGGUUUUUUUGAGGAAAGGAGGAAGAAAAUGAGCUUCAUUUGUGCCAUACAAUUUUCUUUUGUUUGUUUCAUUUAUUCCAGAAUAUUUCUUGCCGGUUAAGGAUGUCUGAGGAUUGUGUGUGUGUGCGCCCGUUUUUUCUUUUAAUAUGAUGACUUUAGGGGGGGAAAAGGUCUGUUGCUUGUUGUCGUUUGUUGUUUUGUCAUUGGUCCCCCCAUGUUGUUGUGUGACCUGUGAUUGGCUGAAUGAAGCCAGCUGUGAACCUAUUACAGGCUGUCAGGGUCUGAGGCCUAACAACACCCAUUUUUGCCUGCCCUCUUAUUUAAUUUUCUCUUAGAUUUUAUUUUCAUUGACUGUAGGAGUGUAGUUUUAAUGAGUGUAUUGCAUGGGUUGAGUGUCUACAACAAUGUAAAAUAUCUGAAGUGUAGAAAUUUGGCAAUAUACUUCACUAAUGCUUGGUCAAUAUUUUCUCCUCUGAUGUUUUUUUACAUUUAUUUUUUCCUAUGGGUAAUGUCUAGAGGUUGUGCUGAUAUUUACGUAUUAUGUACUCUGUGUAUGUGAAUGGGAGUGUGAGGUCUGCUACUCGUACGGACACAAACCCGUGUACAUGGAGAGAGCGUUCCGUGUUCCUCACCACACCCCCCCAACCCCCACCCCGCCUCAUCCUCAUCAACCAAUCAGCUGGCUGCUGCCCAUCUCCCAAUCUGCUUCUGUUUAACCAGCUUUCGCCUGGUGGAUUGUGGGAUGCAAUCAACCUCUGGUCUGGCAGCUUAUUCAUUUGGAACUUUGACUCUUUAUGACAUCACAUCUACCAUGGAAACAGGCAAACGGAUGAGACUGACUCUUACUGGCCCUUCCAUUGCAAGCACACUGGCGGAAUACUCUGAACCUCAAAGCUGCCCUGUUGGACUAAUGGUCAAAUAACCCCCUUACCGCACACUUGCUACCACCGUCUAAUGCCGCCAUUCCCAAACAUGCCCUCUUAACAAUAUCCUUCCCUCGUUUCCGUCUCAGUUGACUGUGGAACUGUUUGAAUUCUUCCAUUCUCCCUCAUCUCCGCAGUUGUUUUCAGUUGCUUGUUUACGAAACCUAAGCAACAUCGAGAACUUUUUUAAUUUAAUUUAAUCUUUUGGUGUGGGGGUUUUAAAGUUUUCUGUGAAUUCCUCGCCAUUCUGUUCUGUCGCUUGGACAGCUAACUGGUGUGGGGGGGCCUUGCUCUCGUGUGGGUGCGUGCGUGCAUGUGUGUGUGUGUGUGUGUGUGUGUGUGUGCGCGUGUGGGUGUGUGUGGGCAGGUGUGUGUGUUUCUACCUAUAGAGUCUAACCUAGCGGUGUGGAGAAAGUCUUGUAUAUAGAGUUUUCUUUGUCUUGACUUGCUUGGCACUGUUUUUUUUGUUUUUUUUUCUCUUCUUCUGUAGGGGUGUGAGUUCCUGCUUUGAGAAUUGUAUGUAUCCAUUCAAGUUUUAAUUUUAACUUUUAGUUAUGCAAAUUUGUACAAACUGUGUUCAUAUUUAUGUAUUACAUAUAAUCUUGUUAUCAUGCAUUAAUGCAGAAUUGUAUCAUGUAAAUAAAAAAUUAUGUACAGAGAGACAUUAUAUAGCUUUA